CGUCACCCUCAAGUUCAGCCAAUCAUACUGCUGUUGGACUGUGUUAUGCGAGUUAAACAACAAAUUUGUUUUCCUUCAUGCAAUCAUAGGUGCCAUUUUAAUGAAGAUUACUUCAGAAAAUUCAGCCUUGAUUUCGGGGGCAUACCGUAAUUUUAAUGGAGGAUGGGAAUCGACCUUUGAAUUCAAACCAAAUAACCCUUUGGUUUUUUCAGAUUGGCACUGCUCGAUAUUUUCUCUCAACUCAGGAUCAUCGUCAUCAUAUGUCUUGUAUGGUCUGUUACGGGAAAAAUGCUUCAAUCAACCACUCAUAUCUGUUUGUUCCAAUAAUGCAUGGAUUAUUUUGAAAACACUUUCAUCCAUUACUGCUGUUGAGAAGAACACUGGGACUGAAAUUUAUAGUGAUAUAACAGAUGUAACUCAGUUAGCUUCAGAUGGCGAUAGUGUUUAUUGUAUAAGAGAUGAGACACUUUGUCUUCUAACCAUCACUAAAUUAGAAGGAAUUACUACAAUUGAUCGUCCAUUUGGUUUCUCAGUUAAAAUAAAAUCGAUUUCAUGUGGAUUAGGAUUUUUGUUGUGUUUAACUUUUUCAGGACAAGUAUUCAGCCAGGGUAUAGGCAGUCGGGGUCAACUGGGUUUAGGUGACUUGUCUGACAGGACAGAACUAACUUUAAUUGAAGCUUUGCAAAUUUUAACUAUUACUCAGAUUUCAACUGGUCAUUGGCAUUCCGCAUGCCUAACUGAUACAGGAGAUGUUUAUACAUGGGGUUGGAAUGAACAUGGUCAGUUGGGGCAUAAGUCACUUGGAGUCAAGAAUAAGUUGGGGGUAAUCAGUGAAACUGAACGUCAAAGCUGUGUUUCUGUGCUUGCUGUCCCAACACCUGUAGAUUUUCCCGAUGAACUGCCUAUUUCCCAGAUCUCAUGUGGUGGUCGUCAUACAGUUUGUCUCACAGAAGAUGGCAUCGUAUUUUGUUUCGGUUGGAAUGGAUACGGUCAGUUAGGACUUGAUUCAUCUGUGGAAGCUGUAGAUAUACCGGUGAAACAGUCUGUUUUAACAGCUCAACAAUUGAAAUCCAACAUGACUAUAUCCUCAGUUUCUUGUGGUUUAUGGUCUACAAGUCUUCAGUUAAAUUCAAAAGAUUGAUAUUUUCAUAUAACAUUAUCUAUAAUGGAUUACAAAAGGCGAUUUGUACAAACUAUGUCGUGUUAUUCAUUCACAAUUGACGUAUG
Molecule: messenger RNA, 1227 nt
Organism: Trichobilharzia szidati
Lineage: Eukaryota; Metazoa; Platyhelminthes; Trematoda; Strigeidida; Schistosomatidae
Source: the annotation of a GenBank genome assembly